GGUUGAGUCUGAAGAUCAGUUUGAUUGAAUGUACUGCCCGAGAUGAUCGAUAUUACUGUCUGGAGUUCGAAUAGUUAGCAAAAGUGUUUUAAUGCAUGUAAGGUGACAAAGAUCAAAAUGACCCGCCUUCUACGCAAUAACAUGAAAACGAAACUUAAAGAAACACUGCAAUCAAAGCUUGUAUUGUCGUUGAAUGUCAUCAAGCAGAGCUCAACAUGGGAACGGAUCAAUUUCAAUCUCAGAAGAAAAUUAAUUGUGCAUUUUGCGAUAAAUCAGAAGAAAACAAAAUCACAGGGACUCUCUCCUCCAAAGGCAACAUCGCUGCACAUCAAAACUGUUUGUUGUAUGCAUCAGCGAUCUACUGCAAGCUCUCGCCCACCUAUGACGACCUGUUUGGAUUUGAUGUAGAAGAUGUAAAGAAAGAGCUGAGGAGAGGAAAAAGACUACUUUGCCACUACUGUAAAAAAAACGGUGCUACAGCGGGAUGUGAGGUCAAACAUUGUAAGCGCUCGUACCAUUAUCCCUGCGCCAUAGAGGAUCGUGCCACAAUCAAUGAAGACCAUUUUAUAUUGUUCUGUGAAUUACAUGAUCCAAAAUCCAAAAAAGAAAGUUCGCCAGACGGUCGAAGGCCUAACAUGAAAAGGAGACAUUCUGAUUCAUCUACAGGGUUAUCAGAAGUGAGUUCCUCCAAAAAGAAGAAGACAGCGUCAGUUAUUUUGUUAGAUUCUGAUGAUGACGACACUGAAUCUAUGUAUGCUCCAGUACAGUCAGACACAGAGGACUUUACACCUCCUAAUCAGAACAAUUCAUCAACUCCUGAUCCUGAAAAUAAAAGGCCCGGUGCAAAGCCCAGUCCAUCAACCACAGGUUCAUUAAACUUAACGUCUGCUCAGAAGGCCUGUGGAUCAGCAGACAAUCCAGGAGAAUUGCAUGGCAGGAGUAAAGGUUAUCCAUAUAUGUACAGAGCAUCUACAUUUCAAUCGCUAGGAGUGGGAACGCCCAGAAGGGGAAAAAAUAAAUGCAUUCUAGACUCAGAUGAUGAAAGCCCAACCAGCUCUGGCCGCGUAGCAGCUCCAGGGGUGUUAGAUCUGGAGGACUCUAUGCUUCAAAAACAGCCCAAGCAGUCCACUCCUUUGCCUAAAAAAACAAGGCCGUGUGAAAAACUCAAUCCAUCAACCACAGAAGCUGACGAUGACACCGACAUUGAUUCAUCUCAGGAAGAGUCUCUGAGUUUGUUACCAUCAAAAACAUACCAAAUCACUAUUCCCUGUAGCGUUAUUUUGGACUCUGGAUCCUUUGCAGAAUCAGAGCAAAGUCUAGAACCUUCUUCACCUGCCGGUGCAGCCACAACAGCUGUGUCUACCUCACCUGGGUCUGUAACUGCCUGUGAACAUAAGCAAACACCAUCCACACACAGAACUUCUCCACCACCCAGAGCUCCAACCACUGACCCUAUCUCACCAGCAGUCCCUCCGACAGGGGUUUCUUCAUCACCAAGUCGUCUCGCUGCAGCAGAUGCUUCUGGUGUGGGUGCCACAGUGAAAUCUGAGUCGAGUGCCACCAUAUUUUGGACCAGAUGUAAUGAGGCCGGGUGGACUAAAGCAAUCUUCUCAGAACUGGUGUCUCAGCUGAGCAGCCUAGGAGAAAGAGUGCAGUCACAGGAAGCCAGCCACCAAGACUAUGAUGUUGCUCUCAAAGUAUUGGGGGCAACUGGAUGGCUGCCUUACAUUAUUACUCAGCUGGAACAAGACCUGGAGAAAGAGGAACGGGAGUUGCAAAGGAAAAAAGCAGCACUGAGGGAUGCCAAAGCUGUACUAGAUGUUUAAUAUAAACAAUCUAACAGAAUUUUAUUUUUUUAUUUUUUAGCAAUGAAUUUUUACAAUGCUUAUUUUUUAAGUCUCAAUAUUUCUUCA
Molecule: messenger RNA, 1913 nt
Organism: Cyprinus carpio (common carp)
Lineage: Eukaryota; Metazoa; Chordata; Actinopteri; Cypriniformes; Cyprinidae
Exons: 22
Coding region: 216-1826 (536 amino acids)
Cellular component (GO): nucleus
Molecular function (GO): histone deacetylase binding; histone binding
Source: RefSeq, a predicted model, not a curated record